AUGACAGUAUACAGGCUUGUGGAGGUGGGUGCUGGAGGUGUGGGAAAGAGUGCCCUGACCAUCCAGCUGAUCCAUUUUGUGGAUGAAUGUGACCCCAUCAUAGAGGACUUCUAUCAGAAACAGGUGGUCAUUGAUGGGGAGAUGUGUCUGAUGAAUAUCUUAGACACAGCGGGUCGGGAGGAAUGUGGUGCCCUGUGGGACCAAUGCAUGCACACAGGAGAGGGGUUCCUCUGUGUGUUUGCUAUUAACAACACCACGUCCUUUGAGGACGUCCAUCAGAACAGGGAGCACAUCAAGCGGGUGAAGGACUCGGAUAAUGAGCCAAUGGUGCUGGUGGGGAACAAGUGUGACCUAGCCCAGGACCUUGCCCGCAGCUAUAGCAUCCCCUACAUUGAAACAUCAGCCAGGACCAGGCAGGGUGUGGAGGAUGCUUUCUACACACUUGUAGGUGAGAUUCAGCAACACAAACUUCAGGAACUAAACCCUCCUGAUAAGAGUGGCCCGGGUUACAUGAGCUGCAAGUGUGUGCUAUUGUGUCAUCAGAUGGUGGUACUCCAGCCGAUGGUUGUCCUGCUCUUCCUGGCUCCUGCUACAGCCCAGAGGUCUCAUUCCCACACCACCGCUGCCCCCACAUCCUUUGGCCUCCUACUCUUCCUGAAGCAGCCUCUGACACCCACCCCAAGAUAA
Messenger RNA from Onychomys torridus (southern grasshopper mouse), 687 nucleotides. RefSeq names its product GTPase HRas-like. The record is from RefSeq and is a predicted model, not a curated record. Bases 1 to 687 code for a protein of 228 amino acids. Gene Ontology annotation, biological process: Ras protein signal transduction; cellular senescence. Gene Ontology annotation, cellular component: plasma membrane. Gene Ontology annotation, molecular function: GDP binding; GTPase activity; GTP binding. NCBI's taxonomy places the organism in Eukaryota, Metazoa, Chordata, Mammalia, Rodentia, Cricetidae. The transcript has a single exon.